Molecule: messenger RNA, 1215 nt
Organism: Lathyrus oleraceus (garden pea)
Lineage: Eukaryota; Viridiplantae; Streptophyta; Magnoliopsida; Fabales; Fabaceae
Product: beta-carotene hydroxylase 2, chloroplastic
Exons: 7
Coding region: 172-1125 (317 amino acids)
Biological process (GO): carotene metabolic process; xanthophyll biosynthetic process
Cellular component (GO): chloroplast
Molecular function (GO): beta-carotene 3-hydroxylase activity
Source: RefSeq, a predicted model, not a curated record
AAUACCGACCAUCACUCCACCUCCUCUAUUUCAUUUCAUUGUUUUGUUGUUUCACACUCACCACUCACACCACAAAGUUGUGGUUUAUAUGCAUCCAUUCUAAUCCACUCCACCCCAUUGGUGUGUCUCACACCAAUCUUCUUCUUCUUCUUCUCUCUCUCUUAUUUUUCCAUGGCGGCAAAACUUUCCACCGCCACAACCUUAAAGCCCUACAAUCUCAUCCAAACAUCAACUUCUUCCCCUAAAACACCCCCAACAAUAUUCUUCACCCCCUUAACACCCCCAACAAUAUUCUUCACCCCCUUAACAAGCUUUCGUCAUAAAACACUCCUUCAAACCCAUAGAAGAUCAAGAACAACACCCUUCACCGUUUGUGUUCUGAUGGAGGAUCCAAAACACACAACCCAAAUAGACACAGAAGAAAAAACAGAACUUCCUAAUAAUAAACCCAACCCUCAAUUUUCAGUAUCACAAAAACUGGCAAGAAAGAAGUCACAGAGGUCCACUUACCUUGUUGCCGCUGUAAUGUCUAGCUUUGGUGUUACCUCUAUGGCAAUCUUAGCAGUUUAUUAUAGAUUUUCUUGGCAAAUGGAGGGUAGUGGAGAAGUUCCAUGGUCUGAAAUGUUUGGCACAUUUGCCCUCUCAGUGGGUGCUGCUGUGGGUAUGGAGUUUUGGGCAAGAUGGGCUCAUGAGGUUCUAUGGCAUGCUUCCUUGUGGCACAUGCAUGAGUCACAUCAUCGACCAAGAGAAGGUCCAUUUGAGCUUAAUGAUGUUUUUGCAAUAAUUAACGCUGUCCCUGCAAUUGCUCUUCUCUCAUACGGUUUUUUCAACAAGGGAUUGUUUCCUGGACUCUGUUUUGGUGCAGGUCUUGGAAUUACAGUGUUUGGGAUUGCUUACAUGUUUGUCCAUGAUGGAUUGGUUCAUAAGAGAUUCCCUGUGGGUCCUAUUGCUAAUGUGCCUUACUUUACAAGGGUUGCUGCUGCUCAUCAACUUCAUCAUUCAGACAAAUUCAAAGGAGUGCCAUACGGGCUCUUUUUGGGCCCAAAGGAAGUUGAAGAGGUAGGAGGACUAGAAGAGCUGGAGAAAGAGAUAAGUAGAAGAACAAGAUCAUAUACUGGUUCAUGACAAAUGAAUAGUAUUAUAGUUGUUUUAAAGAAUUUUGAGUAUGAAGAGCAAUUCAAUUCAAUUAAUGAAGUGAUUGAAUGUGAGUGUUAA